GGUUAUCUGCUGCACCGACCAUCAGACUAGCGAAGAGCCUGAACCCCGAACCGAGGCGAAGACUCCAGUACACCUCUGGCUGUGAUCGUGGAGGGUUCUCUCGUGUCAGGCUGUCGGCCGAGAUCGUCUUUUCGUGGUGUCUGCCAGGUUUUCUGGUCGCCUGGAAUUACUGGUUGAUUGAAUAAAAAUAUUAAGGCAGGAUAACUAAUAAAGAGAAUCAGGAGAAGAACAAGAAGAAGAACUACUAUCUGACGAGUGGCAAGUAUCCAACCGGCCCCGCCCACUAAGACAACUCUGGCCAUGUGUGCAUACCACGCCCAUCAACUGCCCAAAAUUUGCUUCAUCAUCUAGCAAGGGAGGAAUAAUUCUCCCCACCACCCAAUCCCCCAAAUCAUCUCUUGCUCUUAUUCCUCGCCUGUCCAGCGUGAGCCCUUGAUGAUACGUGUGCAGGAUCCAUCGUUUUGUGCUCAUAAAUCGUCGUCUCACUACAGAAAUUCAGGACUUGUCUGAACGCAGUCUCAGUCGGUGAGCAAAUAAAAUAUGAAAAUAUAAACGAUCUGGAACCAAGUCUUUUAUCACAUUCAUGUAUCCUGCGCUUUAAAUUAACGUCUCCUGCUCAGUAAGAGUUUCUUUUUAUUUUUAAAAAGGACUGAAGGUGCUAAGGAUCGAUUUCCGAAGUCCUCACACUUCUCCAACGAACCCCUAAUUAAAAAAAAAAAAAAAAAACUCAGGCCCUGGCUACUAAAGUCUCUUGAAUUCCGAUCGAACCGACAAAUCCAUGUAAAACGAGACUGCAGAAGCUCGAACGGCUCUAUCGUUUCAUCUCCUGUUAGAGAAGCACUUCAGCAAGACGCCAGUCAUGACCUCGUCUCUUAUGGUGCACAGAAGGAAGAAGAAACCUCAGGCAUCUGCCGUCGUCUUGCGUAAGUACCGCCGUCUGCGACGCCGUCGGGGAGGCCUCCGGUGCGAGUACAAGAAGCUGAAGGCUCUCCUCCCGGAGACAACAAAGGCGGCCCAGCUGAAGAAGGUCGGGGUUGUAGAGGCAGCCUACCGUUACAUCUGUCAACUGCAGGAUGCGCUCCUUGACAAGUUCUCCUCCAAGGGCGUUCCUGAGGAUCUGGCAGGGGUCGUCUGCGGCAAAGUGACGUCAUCAUCAGACAUCCAAGCGCUGGCCCUCCACCUCAUCAAAACCUCCGGAUCCGAGUUCCCUCCGCUCCCAUCGUCGUGGUCUCCUCCGGGAGGGAUUCAGCGUUCCUGCAAGGCGAGAGGUUCCGAGUCCAAGGCUUCGUCUUGUUCCUCCUCCUCUUCUUCCUCCUCCUCCUCCUCCUCCGCUUCCUCGUCUCCUCCCUCCCCUUCCUCGUCUUCUUCUUCUUCUUCUUCUUCCCAGUCGAGUUCACCUGCUUCGUCUGUUCCCUCCGACGAUCACAAAUCCACAGCAUCUUCAGGAGUUCCGCGAGAGGACGAAACCUGAACGCCAGAAGAGACUCAUGGUCACUUUCCUCUUUCACAUUCAGCAAGCACCUUCGUCACUUUCACUGGAGGACGAAUUCUAAGUGUCAGAAGAGACGCGUAUUCCCUGCUCACAUUCAAGAUUAGUUUCAGUCACUUUUAUGGGAGGAUAAACGCCUUCGUCCCUUUCGAGAGAGAGAAUGAAAGUUUUGGUCACUUUCUCGAGAGAAUGAAAGUUCUGGUGACUUUCUCGAAAGAAUGAAAGUCUCGGUUACUUUAGAAAAUAAAUCUUUGUCACUUUUUCGAGAGGAUGAAAGUCUUGGUCGUUUUCGCGAGAGAAUGGGUCUCAGGUCUCAUUUUCGCGUGAGGAUAAAAGUUCAUUUUCGCCAAAAAAAAAAAAGUAUUUAUCACUUUCACGAGAGAAUAGGUCUGUUACCUCCGCGAAAGAAUGAGAGUGUUCGUCACUUUCGCGAGAGAAUAAAAGUCUUAGUCACUUUCGCGGAAGAAUAAAAGUGUCUUUUUCGCAAAAAAAAAAAAAGAAAAAAAUUAGUCUUUGUCACUUUCGCGGGAGAAUAAAAGUCUUCGUCACUUUCGCGAAAUAUUAAAGUGUAAUUUACGCAAAAAAAGCCUUCGACACUUUCGCGAGAAAAUAAGUCAUUGUCACUUCCGCGAGAGAAUAAAAGUCUUUGUCACUUGCAACGGACAAUGAAAGUGUCCUUUUCGAGAAUAAAUCAUUCUUCGUCACUUUCGCGAAAAAAAUGACACCCAGAUGAGGGAAGAGGCUCAUUUUCAGCGAUCACAUUCAAGAAGUGUCUCUACGCAGUGCCUGUCUACUUGAGUGUGACGCCAUUGCAUAUUCGCACCAAUCACCGUCAAACUUAAAGACGAACAAAUAUGUUCCGCGAAGCGAGCUUUGGAAUUUCGAGCCUUGUUAGACUUAUUGUAGUGAUAUUAUGGUGAUAUUUUUCGGCAUCAAAACCAGGCUCUAAAUCUUGUAGUGAAAUUUUGCGGGACCAUAUAAGACUGGUGUGCCUUUUUUUUCUUAGCAAACUUGUAUCAAAGUCUUUAGAUUUAAUCAAGUGUUUUGCACGAUCAUAAAAAAACUGGUGCCUCUAACUGGUGAGCCUUCAGACUUUUUUUUUUUAGCCAACUUUUCGAGUGUCAGAAGUCUAUAGACUUAUUUUAGUGGAGUUUCAGAUACUCAGAAAGACUAUAGUGACUUCAGGUUCACUUUGGUGAUUCUUAGGAAACUAAAAGGGAGUGAGGUUCUUGGUUCUGCCAAUGAAAUCAAAAGGAUUGGUAUUAACGCCUACUUCUAAACAAGUGUGAUAUAUAACUAAAUAUUGCAAGUACAUUGUUAAAAUAUGCACUUUCAUAACAUUAACUAUUAUGUAUAUUUUAGAAUGAAUAUUCUAUUUAGUUUGUUGAUUACUUUUAAGUAUUUAUAAACGACUUAAUCAAAUUUCUGUUAUGGAGAGAUAACAGUGUGGGUUUUCUUUGUUAGAUAUAACUCUACAUUGUUAGAGUUGUAACUGCUUCCAUAAAUCUAUCUCUUCUGAAAAAUGAUCAUCAAAUUUGCCAGUCUUUUGUGCUUUCUUGGAUUUUCAUGAUAUAUUUGUGAACUUCUUUCUGAUAUUAACCAGAAUACUUAAAGCUGUUCAUGAGAUAAUUGUUUCCAGAUCAUUUUAGUUACUAAAUCUUUUAAUUAAUUUUGUUCUUUGCAGCAUUUUUGGAAAUGUCAAGUAUACUUUUAUGAAUUUUUCCUCACUAUGUAUACUAGCUUACACCUGGCAACACUAUUGAUUUUACUUCUGGACUAUAAAUGUUUAUAUGUAUAUUUUCCACUGUAUAUUUAAAUCACAGCCUCCGGAUAUUUAUCUUCGAUACUUUGUUGAUAUGAAACCCUGAAGAAAAAUCCCCAAAAUUAAUGAAGCCUUAAGUCUCCUUGAAGAUAUGCGCUCUUAUUUGCAAAAUAUUUCUUUUCGACUUUUGACCACUACAUUUUUCGGAACACAUAUAAUAACGCCAUCUUGUACUAAUUCUCCUUUUAUAACUACCGUAAGAAUUUGCGAAUAUUAAUUAAAUAUAUACAUCUUCUCAUAUGGCAGUUAAUACCACGUAGAGAAAUAAUUAGGUGUGUGUGAAACAGAGGUUGAAAAACAAAUCUUUUCAGAAUAAGUUAAACUAGAUAAUGCAUGCCACCUAUGCCCUGCUAUUAUAAAUUUAUAGUAAUAAAGGAAAGCUUCCUAUAAGAAAUGUAUUGAGUGACCCUCAACAAUUCAUGGAAUUUUUCUAAAAUAUUUCUUGGAAAUUCCAAGAACAGUUUUUAUUCUCUCAUCCAUCCAUUUACUUAUUAGCAAGUGUGAAAAUUUGGAUUAUAGUCUUUGAUAAAUAAAUCUAAUUGAAAGGCCUCAGACAAUCGAACUGUUAAUGAAAUGCUUAUUAUCCCCUAAAAGCUUAUUUUAUUCGGAUGCUUCGAAGGCGAUACAACCUAUCUUAGGGUAUUUAUGUUCUGUGAUAAUAGAAGUAAUUUAUUUGUAGAUUAGUUCCAUAUUAUUUGUUGAUUUUUAAAUAAAAAUAUUAACGCUCUACAUAAAAUACCUUAGUUUUUAAAAUGUAAUGCUAACAUUUAUGUUAAAUAAUGAUGUUAUGCAUGGCUGUUCAAAAAAUAAAAUAUUAUUU
Molecule: messenger RNA, 4131 nt
Organism: Macrobrachium nipponense
Lineage: Eukaryota; Metazoa; Arthropoda; Malacostraca; Decapoda; Palaemonidae
Exons: 5
Coding region: 860-1471 (203 amino acids)
Molecular function (GO): protein dimerization activity
Source: RefSeq, a predicted model, not a curated record